ACCUUUUUGAAUAUUUUUUUUCCCCGCCAAUUGUAUACUAGUAUAAGUAGAGCCCUAUAAAAAUCUCGACAGUGCCUUAGUAUAAGGUCUAUAUAGUUAAUGUUUAAGUAAGUUUAUCGUUUUCAAAAGAAAUCAAGAAAGUUCUAUAAAUAUCGUUUAAGAUUAUAUUACGUACGUAACAAAGUGGAUACAUCCACCUUGCUGACAAGAUGCCCCGUAACCGUGUGAAAGCUACAAAUAGAGGUACUACAUCAGAGAGCACAAUGCAAAAAGCAGCAUUACUAUGUUUGGAUGAGCAUAUGUCUGAACGAUCUGUAGCUAAGCAAUUUAAUAUUUGUCAUGUGAGUUUAAACAGGUACAUAAAAAAAUAUAAACUCCACAGGGAAACAGGUGGUUGUUUACCAGCAAUAGGUUACCGAUCGCAUAAUAAAAUAUUUAAUGACUUUCAAGAAAAACAAUUUGCAGAAUACGUACAAAUUUCUGCUGAUAUGUAUUUUGGUUUAAAUUUGAAAAAUAUUCGAAAACUUGCUUAUGAAUUUGCAGUCAAACUUGAUUUAACAGUAACAAAAAGUUGGAAACAUAAUAAUGAAGCAGGUCCUGAUUGGAUUACAGACUUUUUAAAAAGAAAUCCAUCAGUAUCCAUUUGUCUCCCAAAAACAAACAAUAUAUCAAGGGCAAUACAUUUCAACCCGGCAAAUGUGAAACAUUUUAUGGAUAAAUAUGAAUCAAUUUUAUUAAAGUACAAAUUGCAAGCACAUGAUAUUUACAAUUUAGAUGAAAUAAGGGUUACAUUUGUCCAAAAUACUAAAAAAAUAGUUGCAUCACAAGGUAAUAAACAUGUUAAAGUGCAUAGUAAAGAUAACACAAUUACCAUGUGUUUAGCUAUAAAUGCUACAGGUAAUUUUAUUCCUCCCAUGUAUAUAUUUUCUAAAGCUGCUAAUAAUUUUAACUUUAUACAAGGAGUUGAAUUUUUGAAGGUUUUGAAACAAUUUGCCAUGUAUGUCAAACCUUCAGUUGAUAAAAAAGUUCUUAUUUUACUAGACAGCCAUGAAUCUCAUUUAUAUUUACCAGUGAUUGAUUUUUGCAAGGAAUCUGGAAUUUUACUAUUAUCAUUUCCACCUCACUAUUCUCAUAAAUUCCAGCCAUUGAACAGGUCUAUAUAUAAACCAUUUAAUCAAUUUUUGAAUCAAUAUAUGUCAGACUGGCUAGAAAAUAACCCUGGAAAAAAAUUAGAAUCACACAUUGUGCCUUCAGUGUCAACUAGUGCAUUCAUUAAUGCUGCUAUACCUAGAAAUAUUAUUGACGGAUUUUUUAUGUCAGGAAUUUGGCCUUUAAACCGAGAAGCAUUUGCUAAGGAUAUAGUUACACCAGCAGUUACAGAAGAUAUCAACAAUAUGGUAAUAGAUAAUGUUGAUGAAGAAUCAAUAAAUUAUGUAACUAAAGAGACAAGAAAUAGAAUCAUUAAAGAACCAAUAAAUUAUGUAACUAAAGAGACAAAGUAUUAUAUUAGCGAAGAACCAAUAAAUUAUGUAACUAAAGAGACAAAAAAUAGAAUCAUUGAAGAACCAAUAAAUUAUAUAACUACAGAAUCAAAAAAUAACAACAUUGAAGAACCAAUAAAUUAUGUAACUAAUGAGACAAAAAAUAGUAUCAUUGAAGAACCAAUAAAUUAUGUAAUUAAUGAGAUAAAAAAUAAUAUUAUUAAAGAACCAAAGAAUCAUAUUUUUAUUACUCCUCAUAUUUUAAGACCAAAAAAAAAUUCAACUCAUCCAUCUACUCCCAUUAAUGACCUACAACCAUCAACUUCAAUUAUAUCACCAGAAUAUAUCAAACCAUAUCUAAAACCAGUAUUACAAGAUAAAAAAAAAUAAAGAGAAGACUACAAUAUUUACUUAUACACCAGAAAAAUUAGAAAUCGAAAAUGUAACAAAAAAUAAUGCUAAAAGAAGUAUAGUUUUUAAAACUAAGAAGAGUAAAAAACUUAAAAGUUAAGAAACCAGAUAAAAUAAAAAACAAGAAUAAGUGAUAUAUAUUCAAUUGCUAUAUAAAUACUAGAAACAAGUCUUUUAAAACCAAACAAAUGACAA
This is a messenger RNA of Rhopalosiphum maidis (corn leaf aphid), 2087 nucleotides long. RefSeq lists its product as uncharacterized. Gene Ontology annotation, cellular component: nucleus. The transcript has 2 exons. Gene Ontology annotation, molecular function: DNA binding. NCBI's taxonomy places the organism in Eukaryota, Metazoa, Arthropoda, Insecta, Hemiptera, Aphididae. The record is from RefSeq and is a predicted model, not a curated record. Bases 210 to 1871 code for a protein of 553 amino acids.